Messenger RNA from Oryctolagus cuniculus (rabbit), 8494 nucleotides. The record is from RefSeq and is a predicted model, not a curated record. NCBI's taxonomy places the organism in Eukaryota, Metazoa, Chordata, Mammalia, Lagomorpha, Leporidae.
GGUGACUUCACUGGCCCCGUCACCUUUGCUCAGUUCUCUUCAUGAGUCACUGAAGGGCAGCCGCGACAAAGACAAAAGUAAGGCUAUGAGAUGGCAAGGAAGCUCAGUUUGUUGGAAGCCCUUUUGAUUGCCUUCGAUGUAAUUGUAGUCAUCGCAGAUGUCCUCUUGCUGAUUCUCCUACUGGAAAACCCUUCAGAUUCUUCAUUUACUCCGGAGUGCCCCGAGAUCUCCCAAUCAGAAAGGAUAGACUGUGCACCUGGCCGGGUGGUGACAGAGGAAGUCUGCAGACAGCAGCUGAAGUGCUGCUGGAGCCCUGUGGCCGAUGCAGCUGUCCCCGUGUGCUUCUUCCCCAGGAACUGGGGCUACGAAGUCAGCGACGGCAUCAGAGACACAAGCACAGGUUUCACUGCUCAGCUGACAAGGGUGCCAUCCCCAUCUCUGUUUGGAAAUGAUGUCCUCAACGCUCUCUUCACGGCUGAAAAUCAGACACCCAGUCGUUUUCGCUUUAAGAUCACCGAUUCCAAUAACAUGCGCUACGAAGUCCCUCAUGAAAACAUUAAGACGCUUAAUGGGACUGCUGAUCCUUCCAGUCUGAGCUAUCGUGUGGAGGUCACGGAUAAACCCUUCAGCCUCAAAAUACUGAGGACAAGCAACCAGCGAGUCUUGUUGGACACGAGCAUUGGGCCCCUCCAGUUUGCCCACCAGUACCUCCAGCUGUCGUUCCGACUGCCUAGCGCCAACGUGUAUGGGCUAGGGGAGCAUGUGCACCAGCAGUACCGCCACAACAUGACCUGGAAGACCUGGCCCAUCUUCACCCGGGACACCACGCCCACGGCGGGCAUGAUUAACUUGUAUGGAGCUCAUACCUUCUUCUUGUGCCUAGAGGACACCAGUGGCUUCUCGUUUGGAGUUUUUCUGAUGAACAGCAAUGCCAUGGAGAUCACCCUUCAGCCUGCUCCUGCCGUCACUUACCGAACAAUUGGGGGCAUUCUCGACUUCUAUGUGUUCCUGGGAAACACUCCAGAACAAGUGGUUCAGGAGUACUUGGAGUUGGUUGGGCGGCCAUUCUUGCCUUCCUACUGGAGUCUUGGGUUCCAGCUUAGUCGAAGGGAUUACGGAGGCAUCCAUGGAUUGAGAGAGGUGGUAGACCGGAAUCGCAGAGCUGGGAUUCCCUAUGAUGUCCAGUAUUCUGACAUAGACUACAUGGAUGGAAAGAAGGAUUUCACUAUUGAUGAAGGAGCUUACCCUGGCCUCUCAGAUUUUGCCAAGGAGUUACAUGACAAUGGACAGAAGUACAUGAUUAUUAUGAAUCCUGGCAUCUUCAGGAGCCCUGAGUACACAGCCUAUAACAAUGGAAGCCUAAAGAGAGUAUGGAUCUUGGAUAACCAUGGCUUUGCUGUUGGGGAGGGGUACCCUGGACCAGCAGUCUUUCCUGACUACAGCAAUCCCGAGGGCACUCAGUGGUGGACGGAGCAGCUCACUGAGUUUCAUAACCAGCUAGAGUUUGAUGGAGUGUGGAUUGAAAUGGAUGAAGUGUCCAGCCUUCUCCAAGGUUCUGGUCAUGAGUGUGAAUCAAACAGGUUGAAUUCUCCACCUUUCACUCCCAGAGUCCUGGGCGGUCGGCUCUCUGAAAGGACCCUCUGCAUGGACACAGAGUUUCACUCCGGUCUUCACUAUGACGUCCACAGCUUGUAUGGCUACUCCAUGGCCAGAGCCACAGACUCGGCCAUGGAGGCUAUCUUUCUAAAUAAUAGGAGCUUCAUAUUAUCCCGCUCAACUUUUGCUGGAUCUGGAAAAUUUGCUGCUCAUUGGCUUGGGGAUAAUGCGGCUGCAUGGGACGACCUCCGGUGGUCCAUCCCCAGUAUCCUGGAGUUCAACCUGUUUGGUAUCCCCAUGGUAGGUGCCAACAUCUGUGGUUAUUUUGGAAAUGUCUCGGAGGAGCUCUGUAGAAGAUGGAUGCAGCUGGGAGCAUUUUAUCCACUCUCGAGGAAUCAUAAUGGGCCUGGGUUCAUGGACCAGGACCCUGCUGCCUUUGGUGAUGACUCCUUGCUGUUGAAUUCCAGCAGACAUUACCUGAACAUUCGCUACACCCUGCUGCCCUAUCUCUACACCCUCUUCUACCGUGCUCACACGCUGGGGGAGACGGUGGCAAGGCCCCUGGUACAUGAGUUCUACCAGGACCCAGCCACAUGGGAUGUCCAUGAGCAGUUCUUAUGGGGGCCUGGGCUCCUCAUCACACCUGUCUUAUAUGAAGGUGUGGACCAAGUGAAAGCGUACAUACCAGAUGACAUCUGGUACGAUUAUGAGACAGGAGUGGCCAUGCAAUGGAGGAAACAGUUGGUAGAUAUGCUACUCCCAGGUGAUAGCAUGGGACUUCACCUUCGAGGAGGCUACAUAUUUCCCACCCAGCAGCCAGACGUAAAUACAGAGUCCAGCCGGAAGAAUCCACUGGGGCUCAUCAUCGCCUUGGACUACAAGCGAGAGGCAAAGGGGGAGCUGUACUGGGAUGAUGGUGAAUCUAAAGAUGCUGUAACUGAAAGGAAAUACAUUCUGUAUGACUUCUCUGUUACCUCUAACCGUCUACAGGCCAAGAUUCUAAAUAAUAAUUACGAGGACCCUGACAGCCUCAUGUUUACAGAUAUCAAAAUCUUGGGAAUGGACAAGGAGCCAACUAAUUUUAGUGUCAUAUUUAAUAAUGCUGUCACCUCCAUUUCAAGUGUCACCUACAGUGCUUCAACAAAGGUGGUGACCAUCACUAAUCUCCAGGGCCUGGUACUGGGACAGGAAUUCUCCAUCGAGUGGGCUCUUCCAGUCAAUGAUCUAGAAAAGUUCAACUGCUACCCUGAGGAUCCUGCUGUCUCCGAGGAGAAUUGCAGGUUGCGGGGGUGUCUUUGGGAGCACACAACUACUCCUGGUGUGCCCACCUGCUUCUAUGACACCACCCCUAACUACGCCGCCAGUAACGUUCAGUACCUGUCCACGGGCAUCACUACAGACCUUACCCUCUUGGAGGCCCCAGAAUUGGCUCGAGCGGUGGAGCUGGCUCUGCCGUUGCCACUGGGAGCUGUGCAUCCCCAGCCUGAAGCAGCUACCACCGCGGAUCCUGCUUCUCUCUCUGCAAAGAUCAGCAACCUCGUGCUGACUGUGACCUACCACACAGAAUACAUGCUGCAGGUCAAGAUCUACGAUCCCACUAAUAAAAGAUACGAAGUACCAGUACCCCUAAAUACCCCUCCCUCGCCGGUUGGCUCCCCUGAAAACCGCCUGUAUGAUGUCACGAUUCAGACCAAUCCUUUUGGAAUUCAGAUUCGACGCAAAAGAUCCAGCACUGUAAUUUGGGACUCUCAGCUGCCCGGCUUCACCUUCAACGACCAGUUCCUCUCCAUUUCCACUCGCCUCCCCUCACAGUACAUCUAUGGCUUUGGGGAGACCGAGCACACAGCUUUCAGAAGAAACAUGAGCUGGCAUACGUGGGGAAUGUUUGCUCGCGAUGAGCCCCCGGCGUACAAGAAGAAUUCCUAUGGUGUGCACCCCUACUACAUGGGCCUGGAGGAGGAUGGCAGUGCCCACGGAGUGCUCCUGCUGAACAGCAACGCCAUGGAUAUAACACUGCAGCCCACUCCUGCCCUGACGUACCGCACCACAGGAGGGACUUUGGACUUCUAUAUCGUUUUAGGGCCAACCCCUGAACUUGUAACUCAGCAAUACACUGAGUUGAUCGGUCGGCCAGCAAUGACUCCAUACUGGGCCUUGGGAUUCCAGCUGAGUCGCUACGGAUACCAGAAUGUUGCUGAAAUCGCCAGUUUGUAUGAUGCAAUGGUGGCAGCCCAAAUUCCUUAUGACGUCCAACAUGUAGACAUGGAUUACAUGGACCGGAAACUGGACUUCACCCUCAGCCCCAGCUUUCAAAACCUGAGUCUGCUGAUGGAGCAAAUGAAGGAAGAUGGCAUGAGAUUCAUACUUACUCUGGACCCAGCCAUUUCUGGUAAUGAGACACAGUACCUCACGUUCACUAGAGGACAAGAAAAUGAUGUGUUUAUCACAUGGCCUGACACGAGUGACAUUGUCUGGGGAAAGGUUUGGCCAGAGCUGCCCAAUGUAAAUGUGAAUGGAUCUCUUGACAAUGAAGCUCAGUGGUCCAGGGCCCACGUUGCUUUUCCUGAUUUCCUGAGAAAUAGCACAGCUGCGUGGUGGAAGAAAGAAAUACAAGAGCUCUACACAAACCCUCAGGAGCCAGAGAAGAGCUUGAAAUUUGAUGGGUUGAGGAUUGACAUGAACGAGCCAUCAAACUUUGUGGAUGGAUCUGUCAAUGGCUGCCGAAAUGAUAUUCUUAAUAAUCCACCCUAUGUGCCAUACCUGGAGUCCAGGGGCACGGGCCUGAGCAGCAAGACCCUGUGCAUGGAGAGUGAGCAGAUCCUGCCAGACGGCUCCCGAGUGCGGCACUACGACGUGCACAGCCUGUACGGGUGGUCCCAGACCAGACCCACCUACGAAGCCGUGCAGGAGGUGACGGGACAGCGAGGGAUCGUCAUCACCCGCUCCACGUUCCCCUCUUCUGGCCGCUGGGGUGGACACUGGCUGGGGGAGAACACAGCGGCGUGGGACCAGCUGGGGAAGUCUAUCAUUGGUAUGAUGGAGUUCAGUCUCUUUGGAAUACCUUAUACAGGAGCAGACAUCUGUGGGUUCUUUGGAGAUGCUGAAUAUGAGAUGUGCAUUCGCUGGAUGCAGCUGGGGGCCUUUUAUCCAUUUUCCAGGAACCACAACACCAUCGGGACGAGGAGACAAGAUCCUGUGGCAUGGAACUCAACCUUUGAGAUGGCCUCACAAAAAGCCCUGCAGAUCAGAUACUCCUUGCUGCCUUAUCUCUACACGCUGAUGUACAAGGCUCACGUGGAGGGCAGCACUGUCAUCCGACCUCUUCUCCACGAGUUUACAAACGACAGCACAACGUGGGAUAUAGACCAACAGUUCAUGUGGGGCCCUGCCAUCCUUAUCAGCCCUGUGCUGGAAAGUAACACUUUUGCGAUCCGUGCCUAUUUCCCUCAAGCCCUUUGGUAUGACUACAGCACGGAGUCUGGAAACAACUCGACAGGCGAGUGGAGAAUCCUGCAGGCUCCCCUUGACCACAUCAAUCUUCAUGUCAGAGGAGGCUACAUCCUGCCUUGGCAAGAACCUGCAGUUAACACUCACUCCAGUCGGCAAAAAUUUAUGGGAUUAAUUGUUGCAUUGGAUGACAACGGGGAAGCUGAGGGUGAGCUGUUCUGGGAUGAUGGACAAAGCAUCGAUACCUAUGAAAAUGGAAACUAUUUCUUGGCAAACUUCACAGCAGCUCAGAACAUCUUACAAAUCAAGACCGUAUACAAUAGGUUUUUGAGUGACUCAAAUCCACUUAAUGUUGGAUAUAUUAGAAUCUGGGGUAUGAACUCUGGUCAUGUAAAUCAAGUCAAUUUCACCUAUAACAACGAGCUAUUCAUGGAGAUGAAUUUUAGGAGUGACCCUUAUAAUCAGACACUAACAAUUCAAUGGACCGACAAGAAUAUCAGCCUGGAAAAGUUAACUGAGGUUAUUUGGACUUAUGGUGAUCCUAUACAUCCUACUUCUGCUAUGACAAGUACCUUUCCAAUAAGUUCUCAUCCAUCUCCAGUGACUACAAAGACUACUAGUUUUGAGACUAUCACUAGUUCUACUACUGCAAAUACUGCUGUUAGUACUACUGAUGCAACAACUGGUACAGGAGUUACUAAUGCACCUACUCUGUAUCCUACAAGCACCAGUUCUACUGUUCCCAGUAUAACCACUCCUUUCCCCACAAGUACUAUCGAUGCAACAACUAGUGGCCUUGAUAAAACCACUUCUUUCCCCAUAAGUACAUUUGAUGCUACAAGUAGUACCAGUGUUCCUGACACAACCACGCUUUACCCACUUUUGACUACUACUGAUAUCAAUAGUGCAACUGUUCCCACAAAAACAACUCCUUUGACCAUAAUUACUACAAAUCCAACAACUGUUACAAGAGAUCCUGGAACAAAUACUCCUUCACCUACAAAUAGUGCUACAGACAGCACCAGCGCUACCAUUUCUAUCGUUACUCCUUUCCCCACAAAUACUAUUGAGGUUACAACUAGUGCUACUUCUGCUGGUACAUCUGUUCCUACUGCCUCCAAUACUACUAUUGUAAGUAGUAAUACCACUGUUAUUACUAAUAUCACCACUCCUUCCUCCACAAGCCCUAGUAAUGAUAGCACAAGUACUGUUUUAUCCAAUGUGACUGCUUCUUACUCUACAGUUACUACCAAUAUUAAUACUAAUGCUACUACUCCAGUCACAGUCCUUCCUUUUCCAACAAGUACUACUGAUGCUAGCAUUACUAUUACUAUUACAAAUAUAACUGUACCUUUCCCUACAUGUUUUACUACUAGUAACUCUAAUGAUACUGUUACAAUCUCAGCUAUUUUUGUGGCAAAUAGUUCUGAUCCUAUCAAAAGUACUGCUGUUGAAUUUACCACUACUUCCCCUAUAACAAGUCUCAAUGAUGUUAGCAUUAAUGUUAUUACUUCUAAUUUAACUAUUUCUUUCUCUAUAAGUACUACUAAUGUUAGGACCUGUACUAAUGAUUCUAGCAUUACCACUCCCUCUGAUCUGAGUACUUAUGGUACUAGCCCUAAUGCUACUCUUCGAAUUACGGCUACACCUUCUACAAUGACUGGUGCUCAUGCUACUAGCCCUAGAUUCUCUAUUAGGACUAUUUCUUUCUCUUAAAGUACUGAUGCUGUGAAUGGUACUGUUGUUAUGAUAACUACUUCUCCUCUAAGCAUUGAUGUUACUAGUACUACUACUGAUGCUUCUAUUACAAAUACAUGACUCCCUAUAGUGUCUGGUAAUGAUUGCACUAGUAAUAUUAUUUCUAUAGUGACAACUCCUUCUCCUACUAAUACUCGUGCUGCUAGCACUGAUCCUCUUUCUGGUGUGACUAAUCCUUUUUCUACAAGUACAAGUGCUGCUAGCAUUGGCAAUAUUGAUCCUGUUGUGACUACUCCUUCUUCUAUUGAUACAAAUAAUACUGUGUCUGAUAUGACUACUCAUUAUCAAACUCCUCCCACCACUCCUACUCCUAUUCUUACUUCUAUCCUCUUUUCUACUGCCCCAAUUUUGAGCACAUUUCCAACAACAAGUACAUUUGCUACUUAUAUAAUCACUAAUUUUACUACAUCUACUAAUGAAAAUAGCACUAAUUUUAACACUCCAGAUACAAAAACUACCAUGAUAAUAGAUGCUGUAGUUGCUGCUACCAGUAACAAAUAUAUUACCAUGAGUCCAGAUACAGCAGUUACUUCUACAGCCAAAUUCACCACACAUACACUUCCCAAUCCACACAUGACACCAUUCACUAUUCCACAUUCUGCUACUGCUAAAACCACCUCCUUAGAUCACACCACAUUGACUCCCACAAAUUGUUCUAAUCUAGGUACCAAUAAUAAUACUAUCACAAUAAAUAUUACUGAUAUGGGUGACUCUAGCAGUAUUAUAGGUAACACUGUACACACUUAUAUUCCAAAUAUCACAAUAGCUUCAGACAAGAUAUCAGCUACUGUUCUAGAUAAAGAAACUCACCAUCUGAUACCUCUAAGUUAUAGAGGUAUAACAGUUGUUAUAUCUGUAAAUGCUGCAUUGUGAGAAUAUAUUCCUUAGUUCCUACCAUUCCUGUUAGAACAAUAUGGGAUGCUACUCCAUCUACUUAUAUUGUAAAUGCCAUAAAUGAUACUCUUUAACCAUUAGAGAAAACCAGUAGAUAUGGAAUUUCAUGAUACCUAUGUUUUUGCAAAUAUAAGUACUCUAACCAUAACAUUUAUGGCUACUCUAAGCUCUGCAGAAUUGUAGAUAAUUGAGAUUGCAUCAGUUGCAUGUUUUUAAGUUUCUUAAUCAGAACUUCUUCAGUAAACUCUUAGUUAAAACCAGAUCUGGUGGAUUGUGAAAGUUCAGCCCCGGGACAGUAUUCCCAAAUGUGAUCCCAGGACAUUUUCCAGGAAGCAUAAGGUCAAAUAUAUGUUCAUAAUAACACUAAGCUGUUAUUUGCCUUUUAUGUCUGUCCUCCCAUUGGUAUACAGUGGCAUUUUCCAGGGACUCUAUGCUGUGUGGUGUCACAGUAGAUGAAUAUUGAAACAGAUACAAGAGUCUAGCUGUCUUCUAUUAAACCAAACAUUAAACGGAUUUCUUUUAAAAUAUUAUUUAAGUUAUACAAGCUUCAUAUAUUUCACAUAUAUAGAUUUAGGAACAUAGUGACACUCCCCCCCACCCCAGCCCCAACCCUUCUUCCUCCUCCCUCUCACAUGCCUUAAUUUUUACAAAGGUCUAUUUACAGUUUACUUAAUGAUAAAAGUGUGAGACAAGUCCAUUCUUACUGAUUGCUUUUUGUUUUGUAAAAUGUUUAUUUUUCACAAGAUAUAUUAUUUAUGUUAACACAUAAUAGGUAUAUUGUUAUUUUCAAUUAAUUAAA